GUGGAAAAAAACACCCCCCCGGAACCCCCAUUUUUUGGGUUUGUUUCGAAAGGAGAAACCCCACCGCGAACAAGCUUUUGUCGAAUGUUGUUUCAACGUGAAAAAAAGGAUCGAAAACAUAAGCGAAAUGGGAGAAGUGGUUCCGGGUUCAUAGAUCCGGCCAAUAAGGAAGUCUCGAAAGCUGAGAGUACGUCAGGUAGUCGAAAGAACGGUGCUCCCGGUGUCAGGAGAUUCGUAGAGCAGCAUCUAACGGACAUCUAUGCGGUUCUAGAACAUCUAGAUGAAACUAACCUGGCGGUCAGUGGGAUGAAGAGCCGGUGGGCAGUCUCGACGAUUAAGAUUUUGGGGUUCAUAUGUGAUUCGAGAGGGCGUCGAGCGGACCCGGCGAAGUUAGAUAAACUCCUGAACUGGCCAACUCCAUUGCACAACGCUACCGAAGUCCGCCAAUUCCUAGGAGUUGUGGGUUACUGGCGGAUUUUUAUACGUGGAUAUGCCGAGAAGGCAAAACCUUUGCGAACUCUCCUUAGGAAAACGGAGCGGUUUUACUGGGAUUCUCCUGAGGAGCUUGCGGUACAAACCCUCAAGGAAGAAUUUAAAGAAGGGGGGCGAAUCCUGGGAGUACCGUCCUUCGAGGACGAGACCAGCAAACCCUUCAUAGUGUCUACCGAUGUUGGACGAUGUUCGGUUGGAGGGCUGCUUUCUCAAAAGGACGCUGACGGUAAGGAGAGGCCGCUGAGAUUCGAGAGUCGUAUGCUCAACACCGCCGAACACAACUACAGUCAAUUUAAGAAGAAGGUGUUAGCUGUCCUACCGAUCCGAUUCUACGAUUAUACUGUAGAGAGAAUCUCAGGACCAAAGAAUGUGGUUGUCGAUGGACUUUCGCGGAUUCCGAUCGAGGCGGAGCGAUCAAUAACGGUAGCCGCACUGACUAUGACUGAGCCUAGACGAACUGAUCGAUUCCUAGUUAACCUUUAUGAAGGAAAGUACCGGACUCUAGGACUGCAUCUGUCAGAAGAAGAGAGUUCUGAUCCAAAGAUUAGGAGACAGGUGACACAGUACUGCCUUAGAUCUGGGCAUUUAUUCCGCAGACCCACGGGAUCAGGAAUGCCUUUACGAGUGAUUUGUGACCUGGAGGAGAAACAACCCAUAGUGGCAGAACUAUAUGACGGUGUGGUCGGUGGACAUAGAGGAGUAAAAAGGAGAUAUGAGAAGGUCCGGAGACUAUACUGGUGGGAAGGUCAAUACAAAGACGUCGAAAAGUACUGUAUGACUUGUGAGGACUGUCAGAAGAGAUCGCUUGUGAGGUACAAGGAGCCGCUUCAUCCAUCCUAUCCUACUCGACCGUGUGAGAAGGUGCAUAUAGAUCUGGUGAAGAUGCCAAAGGGAGUAGGCAAUAUGAAUUAUGUCGUAAACAUCAGAGAUGACUUCACUGGGUUUGUUGACGGAAAACCUAUUCGAACUAAGACAGCUAGAGAAGUGAAGAACUUUGUUCUGGAAUAUCUGUCCAGAUAUGGGUGCGUCAGUAGGAUUGUGAUGGAUAGGGGAGCAGAGUUCCUAGCGGACGAGGUGCAGAGUGUGUUCAAGAAAGCGGAAGCUAGAGUAUCAAUAGAUAAUGUCACAGUAACUGUUAGAGCUAGCACAGGAUACCCGCAGUACACUCUAUGGUUCGGAAGACACUGCCCUCUGCCCAUAGAGUUUCAUGUCGAUAGUUGGACUACAGUUGACUGGGCGGAUAGUAUGUUACGAGAGGAGCUACUGGCGGCUAGGACUAGACAGAUAGCCUACGGAUUAGAGGACAAUCUCAUGACCGCGUCCGAUCAAUUUGUGGUGGAGAGGGGCAAAGGCAAAGAAAGAUGGGAUAAGGACGUCAGGGUUAGAAAGAAGAAGAUAAUUGUGGGUGAUAUGGUACUUCUCUACAACGCAGCAUUAGAAAGGACGUGGUCAGGAAAGUUGGCUAACAGAUGGAUGAGUCCCUACCGCGUAGUCGGAACACUCAGUUGGGAAGCGUAUAUGAUUGCUGAGUUAGAUGGAUCUAAGUGGAAGGAUCUUGUGGCAGCUGUUUAGGCCAAGGGAGACCCCUACUCCUGCGCUGACACUAUCAGACCCAAAAGGAAAGGGAAAAACCAAGGUGACGGAUGAAGGACCGUCGAGACGGUUUGAGGCAGGAGAGAGCUCCGAAAAGAGGAAGAGGGUAGAGACCAGGAAAAUGAAGGGCUUGACGCUAG
Messenger RNA from Chara braunii, 2225 nucleotides. The record is from the annotation of a GenBank genome assembly. NCBI's taxonomy places the organism in Eukaryota, Viridiplantae, Streptophyta, Charophyceae, Charales, Characeae.